UUCAAUCACAGAAGCAAGAGUAGAGAAUUGAUUAUAUAAAAGUGGAUUCUCUAUAAUGAUAAACAGCACUCAGGACUAUGAGAGUUUCGAAACAGCAGCAGAUGAAAAGAUUGGACAGUGGCAGAGGAACUGAAUAUAUUAAAAGGACCUCCAGUAAGUAGAACCAGUGUUGACACUGUGACUGGGAAGAGGUCAUCCACUAGGAACUUGUGGACUAUCUUCUUGGGCCGCACAACUAUUUUGAGAAAACAUCCUCCUAAAAGAGGGAACAGAAGGAGAAACAUCUUUGCAAAAAAGACCUUGGUAUCCCAUGAACGAAACAGCAGAUCUCGUAUCGGGGUGCAGCAGUACUCCGGAGCCAGUUACGAGGCUCAGAAAAGGUUGCCAAUCUGAUGUUUCAGGAAAAGGUCAUAAUGAUAACCACCAAGGAGAAGAUCUGGGGCCCCUUUUAGUGGCAUCCGUUCCCUGUUCCCACUUCAAAAAAAAGUCUGAGGAGCAUGAGUGCAAUAAUGGACCAUCUCAGGAAGAUGAGGGGUUUAUGGGCAUGUCCCCCCUCUUACAAGCUCACCAUGCCAUGGAAAGAAUGGAAGAAUUUGUCUGUAAGGUAUGGGAAGGCCGAUGGAGGGUUAUUCCUCAUGAUGUACUGCCUGACUGGCUAAAAGACAACGAUUUCCUUUUGCAUGGGCACAGGCCCCCUAUGCCUUCUUUCCGGGCCUGUUUCAAGAGCAUCUUCAGAAUACACACAGAGACGGGCAACAUCUGGACGCACCUCUUAGGUUGUGUUUUCUUCCUGUGCCUGGGGAUCUUCUACAUGUUUCGUCCAAACAUCUCCUUUGUUGCUCCAUUACAAGAGAAAGUGGUCUUUGGAUUAUUCUUCCUGGGAGCCAUUCUCUGCCUUUCUUUCUCAUGGCUUUUCCACACUGUUUACUGCCACUCAGAAUCAGUCUCCCGGAUCUUCUCCAAACUGGAUUACUCUGGCAUUGCCCUCCUGAUCAUGGGAAGUUUUGUUCCUUGGCUUUAUUACUCCUUCUACUGUAAUCCACAGCCUUGCUUCAUCUACUUGAUUGUCAUCUGUGUACUGGGGAUUGCAGCCAUCAUUGUCUCCCAGUGGGAUAUGUUUGCCACCCCUCAGUAUCGUGGGGUGAGAGCAGGAGUGUUUCUGGGCUUGGGCCUAAGUGGAAUCAUUCCUACACUGCACUAUAUCUUUUCGGAGGGGUUCCUGAAGGCUGCCACCAUUGGACAGAUAGGCUGGCUGCUGCUCAUGGCCUGUCUGUACAUCACUGGAGCUGCACUCUAUGCUGCUCGGAUCCCAGAGCGCUUCUUCCCUGGAAAGUGUGACAUCUGGUUUCACUCCCAUCAGCUCUUUCACAUCUUUGUGGUUGCUGGGGCUUUUGUGCACUUCCAUGGUGUCUCAAACCUCCAGGAGUUCCGUUUCAUGAUUGGUGGGGGCUGCAGCGAGGAGGACGCACUGUAAAACCUGCCAGUGUCCCUGGACCAUAACCCAGAACCAGGGCCAGCAACAGCUGUGGUCCGUAUUGACUGGCCAUUGAUGCAAAACACCAGAAAGAGCCCCACAACUUUGAGCUGGGCAUCGAGGCUUCCCAGGGGCUGAACGUGGUACACGAUAGAGAAGAGAAAAACAAAAAUAAAUCAUACCUCAAAGGAUGGAGUGCAUCAAUUUGGAGAAAAGGAGAUGUAUGCUCAAACUUAACUUAUUCUUAGGAAUCUACAGAUUGAGGGCCAUGGAGGACCCUUGGCAAACUGGCUUCUGUUCAAUGCCAUAUUUAUUUGUAGAAGACGGGGGCAUCUUAGUUGGCUGUUCUUCCCUUCCCUGCCCUGCCCUGCCCUGCCCUGCCCUGCCCUGCCCUUCUCCUCUUCUCUUCUCUUCUCUUCUC
Messenger RNA from Vombatus ursinus (common wombat), 1895 nucleotides. RefSeq names its product adiponectin receptor 2 (gene ADIPOR2). Gene Ontology annotation, cellular component: plasma membrane. The coding region runs from base 311 to 1474 and encodes 387 amino acids. NCBI's taxonomy places the organism in Eukaryota, Metazoa, Chordata, Mammalia, Diprotodontia, Vombatidae. The record is from RefSeq and is a predicted model, not a curated record. The transcript is spliced from 8 exons. Gene Ontology annotation, biological process: adiponectin-activated signaling pathway. Gene Ontology annotation, molecular function: signaling receptor activity.